Doryrhamphus excisus (bluestripe pipefish) is the source of this 3568-nucleotide messenger RNA. Its product is annotated as C-Jun-amino-terminal kinase-interacting protein 3. Lineage: Eukaryota; Metazoa; Chordata; Actinopteri; Syngnathiformes; Syngnathidae. The record is from RefSeq and is a predicted model, not a curated record. Gene Ontology annotation, cellular component: cytoplasm. Gene Ontology annotation, biological process: vesicle-mediated transport. Gene Ontology annotation, molecular function: MAP kinase scaffold activity; signaling receptor complex adaptor activity; kinesin binding.
ACCGCCCUUUUUUUUUUCCCCCUAAACUGUAAUUGACAAGUCCACUCCCCCUUAACCCCCCACGCACGCAUACUAUACACAACCAGCGAAAGUUGACUUAUUUGUGAAGACGUGAAAUAAACUUCACCAGCCGGGAGUCAAACAUUUCAGCCCCGGAUGAUGUCGUCCCGGUGGAGUGCAAGCGGAACAUGAGGCUUCAGAGGAGCCGGGCACAGCAGCUGGAUAGACUUGAUGGAGUUGUAGACAGACCUGCUGUUGGUGCUGAAUGGUGACAACGCUAACAAAAGGCAAUGGAGUACAGUGAGCGAGUGCUUUGCGGGACUGCUGAGGUAGAGCUGGAUCCUAACAUCGUCAGCGAGGAAGCGGGGAAGCUCUACGCUGAACUGCAGACCGUCAUCGAGACCCACGGCGAAGGAGUGGUGGAGUCCCUGGUGCCCAUAUUCGUGUGGGUGCUGGAGGGGCUGGCCGGCUGCAAAGCCCAGCUGAGAGAAAGGGAGGAUGAAGCGGAGAGCGAAAAAGCCGAACGUGAGCGGCUGCUGGAGCGAUACCAGGUUGAGAAGGCGCUGAGGAAAGAAAGUCAAGAGAGGUACUUGGAGCUGGAUGACCAAAUAGAGCAGGAGAGGAGAGCCAUGAGAGGGAGGGAAAAGGAGCGAGAACGCAGGGAAAGACACCUGGAGAAGAAAGCCAGGGAGCAAGCUGAUCAGCUGGUGGCCUUGGAGGAGCAGAAGUCGGUCCUGGGUCGAGAACUGAGCACCCUGAGGCUCGCCCACAACAAGUUGGCGCACUCCUUCCGGGAGCUGAUGGAAAAGAAGAAGGACUCGGAAAGAGAUUCUCCCCUCAGGAAUCACACACAACACAAAAGUACGGAAUUGGCAUCCAUCCACAGCUUGUCGGAAUCCAGUACGCAGGAGAAGCGACCACAUUCCAACUCUGGUCCGCCGUGUCCGGAAGACGUCAAAUCCAGCCAGGGACAGGCCAUCGUGACGUCUGCCUCGGAUCAGUUUGUCAACGACAUCAUAAGCUCCACUCCUGAGCUCAGACACUUCCACGGUUCCUUGGAUGAGGCCGGCAGCGCUCUGGCAGAAGCGUAUGACACCAGCUUGGAGGAUGAGCUGAAGGAGGACGAGGUGGAAGCUGGAGGAACGGGAGCAGAGACCCUGGAAGAGGAGGAGGACGAAGAGGAGGAUGAAAAGGAGGAGGAAGACGGCAUGGAGUGGGAGCAACGUAACACAGACUCGGUUUUCUCGGAGCUCUCGGAGCUGAGUCAGGAUUUGGUGGAGAGUGUUGACCGAGGCGCCAGCAUCAGAGGCAGCACUGACCAGUUUGAGGAGAUUCUUUCCCAGUACGAGGAUCUGAAAGUCACGCACGAGUUGGUCGACGCCGCCCGCAAGGCUCUCAUCUCCCGAGUGGUGGAGCUGACCGACGACCGCUUCGCUCUCAAACUGGAAGUGGCCUCUCUCCGGGAAACGGCGUCUCGACUAGAGGGCCGGACGAAGGAGAAGGAGGAGGAAGCCAAAAGGCUUCGAGAGAAAUUGGAAGCGUUUCAGGCAUCAGAUCAUGACGCCUCACUAAGCGCGUCCAUGCGCCACUUUUCCCGCUCUGAAAUGGCUCGCGUGGUCAUGGAGAAGAACCAGUACAAACAGCGGCUCUUCGAGCUGCAGGAGGCCCUUCGGCAAAGCCACACGCUCAGGGCAACAAAAGAAGAGCGACUGUCAGAGGAGAGAAGGUCAAGCCUUUGGGUAAAGUUCAAUCGCUUUUUUGGCCUGACCAAACAACCGCUGAUCCUACCUCCGUCAACGCUGCCGCCGCUGACUCGCCCUCCUCUGCCACUUCAAGAUACUCAGGCAGAAUCGUCUGCUCCUGCUGCUUUAUCGCCCCGUGCCAGGAGGAGGGAGCUGUACAGAGAAAUUCGUUCGCACAUAUGGGGAACUCUUGGGAAACGUCAGCUCCACGGCUGGAGCGUGCCACUGGCUGACACGCAGGAGUCUCAGGAAGCCGUCCCGGAGCCCAAAGAUGUGCCGGUCCUAACGCAGCUCCGACUCUUGGACCAAAGAGACUCCACUGCAAAGGUGAACUGUGCGGUUGCAGUCCCGUCUGAGAUGUCAGGAGAGGCCACGUGCUCUGUGUGGGUGGUGUCUGGCCCCGCCUCCAACAGUGACGUGACGGUGAUGGACCCCACUCGAUCCAACACCGUCCUGGAUCGUUUCAGCCUCCCUCCCACAGCUCCUGCCCUCUGCAUCUGUGCCGUGCCCCCCCUAGGCGACUCUCCAGGAACUGUGUGGAUUGGAACUCAGGAAGGAAGCAUAGUCAUACAUGCGGCCUCUGCAGGCAGGGGGCGCUGUCUCCUCUCGGUGUCCCUCUCAGAAAGUGUUCAUUCGCUCAUGUACUCCCAAGGUCAAGUCAUAGCUGGCUUAGGUGACGGGACUUUAGCCUUCUUCUCCAGUAGUUCAGGUGGCUGGAACGUGCAGUCGCAUUCAGUGAUGCCACUGGGUUCGAAACCCGUGCAGCCUGUUCGCUGCUGCCUGGCCAAAGGUAGCCGCUUGUGGGUGGGAUACUGGAACAGAGUUCAUAUGGUGGACAUUCCCAGCAGGAAGGUGGAGAAUGUUUUUCCAGUCUCCGAGCGCAGCGAGCAGCAGGUUCGUUUCCUGUGUGCCGGAGGAAGUGGCGUUUGGACGGCAUGCAGACUGGACCCCCUGCUCAGACUGUUUGACUGGUCCACCGGGCAGCUGCUACAGGAAGUGGAUCUUACCGCCCUGGUUACCAAAUCAUUAGGCCAAGCUUUCCUGGCGCUCUCACCACUUCAGAUCUCCUCGCUGGCGGUCAUCUCCGGCCGCAUGUGGGUGGGCACGGGGGGCGGCGCCAUCUUCUCCAUCCCCUUAACGAUAACGUCUGCGUCCGUGUCCAUCCCGUAUUGCAGCGUGGCCGCCGCCCAGCUGUGUUACCACGGUCACAGACAAGCGGUCCGCUUCAUCCUUGCCGCACCUGGUUGCUUGGUGACCUCACCCGGCGGCAGCGUUACGCCCUCUCAGCUUAUCCUGAGUGGAGGAGAGGGCUACGUCAACUUCCGCAUUGGAGACGACGCGAGUGAUGAGUCUGUGGAGUCGUCCCAAGCGACACCGCAGCGAUCCCAACGCAGUCACGUGAUCAUCUGGCAGAAUCCCACCCCGUCCGUGGCGACCUCUGCCCUCUGACAUCUCCUGUAUGCCUCUGGUGCCUACCCCCCCCCCGGAUGCCGGCGUUAUGCAAACGUUACUUCAUGAGAGACUGGCGUCUGGGUAUUACUGUACUCAUUGAUCAUGCACUCAUCCGCACCGUGUUUGCAUCAUCAACGCUAACUUCUCAUCCUAUGGAAGCAGGUCAAAAUAAUCAGCUUGACUUUUUUUUAUUGUGUAUUGUUCCUGUCUUGAGCAUUGUUGACAUGUACCUCCACAUACUGUACGUACAGUACCUCUAUGUAUAUGUAUUGACUUCUACGCACGGAAAGCUUUGAUUGUUUUAAUGUUGGCUCUUUUCUUGUCAUUUGCCUUCUUGCACCAAUCCUGAAAUGCAAAUGGGAGUCCCAGGAAAA